Chilo suppressalis (striped riceborer) is the source of this 1390-nucleotide messenger RNA. Lineage: Eukaryota; Metazoa; Arthropoda; Insecta; Lepidoptera; Crambidae. The record is from the annotation of a GenBank genome assembly.
GCCAGAGUUUGACCGACUCCAGCCGAGUCAGACUUAUUCCAUCACGCACAAAACUAAUCUAUGUUAUCGUCUUCAGAUCGCAAUACUACAAUAACUAUACUGCUUUGAAUACGUGCCUUGUUGAUGCAUAUUUGAAUUUGGAAAUAAAAUAGCUUUUUUUAACUUUUGAUGGUAAAAAGUUGGCAAAUCAAGUACUCAUACAUUAGUGAUAUUGAAACCAAGAUGCGACCGCUAUUUUUAAGUACUUGUGUAAUAGUUUUGUGCUAUUUGCAUUUGACUCAAUCGGAACAUGAAGCCUCUGAUAUUGCACGGAUAUUUUCAGCCUGUCAUAUGAAGUCGCCGGAAUUUGACGUUUGCAUGAAGAGAGCUUUCAACAAAAUACGGCCGUAUUUCAAAGUGGGCAUCCCGGAAAUGGGUGUGGCACCGUUUGACCCUCACUUCGCUAGCGAGGUGAAGCAGUCCAGAGCCAUCAUAGGAAUGGGCUACACGCUGACUCUUCACAACGUCUACGAAAGAGGCUGGACCAACUCUACUGUCACCAAAUACAAAACAGACUGGGACAACCAAAGAAUUGUUUACUCUCAAUAUUUUCCUGAAAAAUGGCUCGAGGGCGACUAUGAGUUUAAGGGAGACGCAUUCGGGUUGGGCGUGAUGCGUACAGGGCGUUGGAACAUGACGCUGCGCGACUACUCGCAGACGACGCGCAUCAAACGCAACGAUGACGGAGUCUCUGUCCACGUAGAGGUGGACCAUAUAGGGGACAUGGAGAUACAUGUUGGCAACCUGCUGCGAGGCAACGGGAUACUGGAGGGUAUGUUAGACAGGAUUAUCAACUUUUCGUGGAAGCCCGGCUUCGCGGUGAUACGGCCCUUGAUCAACGACCUCGUGAGCACUGCCUUCACAGACAUCUGGAGUCAGUCGUUCAAGAAUUUUCCUCUUGACAACUUUAUUAAGUGAACAACAUCUUAAAAGUAAUUUAAUAUUCACUAUUGAGACAAACUUUUUAUGUCAUAUUAUUCAUUAUUUAGGCGAAGAAUUAAGGUGGAAUGAAUGUCUAGAAAAGAAAAGUGUAAAAUUAACUAAUGAAUUCGUCAACAUCGGUAAAUUCCAAAACAUAACAUUAACAAAUGAUCGUUAUUACAAGUUUUAAACAAAGAUCCACUAUAUUUUGUGCCAGGAGAGCAAUAUUUCUAUCAUUGUUUAAAGUAAAUGUCAGAUUAUUUCCUGUCCAAAAGUAGUUUUUAAUCAUGUACAUAUUUUCUUCAACAAUACUCUUUUACAAUAAGGUUUUCUAUAGAAAAAUUACUAGUCGAUUAUAAUAUACAAGGUGUAAUUAUAAUAUAAUAUAUUGGGAAUGGGUGUAACCAUAUGUAUGUAAAUAAAAAUCCAG